AUGUCGUCGGAGGGAUCCGAGAGACUCACACCAGCAAAGCGACGCAGGCCACACCAGAAAUCAAGGACCGGGUGCUUCAACUGCCGGAGACGUCGAGUCAAGUGCGGCGAAGAGAGGCCGCAAUGCGGAGCCUGCAUCCGGCGUGAGGUCUCAUGCGAGUAUCCCGAUCCCGGAGAACCCCAUGCUAUCAACGACGAAGCAGUCGACACUCGCUCAGACAGGGUUGGACGCGCGCCACGCCCACAAUCCUCCUCCGGUACACGCGCGAAUCACGCCCCCCCGGGGCGAAGCGCUUCAGGAUCCCCAGCAACAGUAACUGCAACCCCAGGGACGGAUGCCGUUGCGUCCGCGUCGUCGGCCGCUGUUUCCUUCAACUUCAGCAUCCAGGAUUUGGCGUUGCUGCACCACUGGACCGUGUGCACGAGCGUCGAUGUUUUCAAGACCCCCGACCUCGACUCUUUGUGGCAGGUCGUCUUCCCCCAGAUCGGCUUCCAGUAUCCUUUUGUGACCCACGCUAUUCUGAGCCUGGCUGCGUUGCAUCUUGCCUACAUCGAGGGCACCAAGAACGGCCAGUACGUUGUGGAGGCAACCCGCCAUCACGAGGAAGCCCUCAAAGGGUUCCACGAGGUUGUCCGCCACGUCACCGUCGAAGACAGCGAAGCGCUGCUCGCAUGGUCGCUCAUCAAUGUACUCUACGUUUUCGGCAUCUCGAAACAGCUCUCUGACAGCCCUCAGGACAGCUCACCCCGUCUGCAGAAGGACCGCGUACUGGGCGCCGAGUGGAUCCCGAUGCUCCGCGGCGUCGAGGCCGUUCUCGGCCCAACCCACGACCACCUGCGAACCGGCCGGAUGGUCAGAAUCAUAGACAUUGGGAACUGGUUCGAGUUGGACCCCGACCGCGCCACGCCGGAGGAGAUGGACACGCAGCUUUGCCGCAUGCGAGAAACGUGGAAGAACAGCGGUGACGACGAGGUCUACGAAGAGGCGCUCCGGAUUCUGAGGAAAUGCCGCAUGUUCAUUUUGCAAUUCGAUACAAUGGACUCUCAAACUAUACAGGAGUGGAGCUGUAACAGGGGCUGGGCAGGACCGCUUGCUUUCAUCCACUUUGCACCGCAGCCCUACUUCACUCUGUUGCAUCAACGGCAACCCCCAGCCCUGAUUCUAUUUGCUUUCUUCGGCGUACUGAUGCACGGGCUGAACCAUUAUUGGUUCAUGGAGGGUUGGGGCAAGGCUAUUGUCGAAGUUGUUGACGAGUUACUUGGUAGUUAUUGGAGGCCGUGGCUGGUCUGGCCGCUUGAGGCUGUUGGGAUUAAUUGA
Messenger RNA from Colletotrichum graminicola M1.001, 1317 nucleotides. RefSeq lists its product as uncharacterized. The transcript is spliced from 2 exons. Gene Ontology annotation, biological process: regulation of transcription by RNA polymerase II. Gene Ontology annotation, molecular function: zinc ion binding; DNA-binding transcription activator activity, RNA polymerase II-specific. Lineage: Eukaryota; Fungi; Ascomycota; Sordariomycetes; Glomerellales; Glomerellaceae. Bases 1 to 1317 code for a protein of 438 amino acids. The record is from RefSeq and is a predicted model, not a curated record.